Symbiodinium sp. CCMP2456 is the source of this 335-nucleotide messenger RNA. Lineage: Eukaryota; Dinophyceae; Suessiales; Symbiodiniaceae. The record is from the annotation of a GenBank genome assembly.
GAGCUGUCCGGCAUGCGAAAGAACAUCAAGGGUGAGGAGGAGGAGAGUGUGGUAUCCUUCGCGACGGCCAGCUGGGCCACCUCUGGCACAGCAGCCUCGGAUGAGAACUCGGGCCACUCGGGUUCGACAGCCUCCGAUGGCCCCGUAAAGAGGGUGAAAAGCGACAAAAGCGACAAAGGCAAAAGUGUCGAGGACGCGGGGGCCACGUCCGGGUCGCCCAAGCCAAAGAAGAAGGCCAAAGCAAAGACAAAAGCCACGACUUCAAAGAAGGACGAGCCUUCGAAGGCCAUCCUGGUCUUCGAAACGAAGAGCGGCAAGCGCACAGUGGCUCUUCC